UGUCGCGAUAUCCGUGGUCCUCGACCAGUGUUUUAUCGCCAUCUUAAGUUUUGGUUGUAGCUUCAAAUUGGCUUCAAGCCUAGAAAGACGCUGUCCAAAUGACGUUCUGUUUGAGCGGCGGCAGUGUUCCCCAGGACGCGGAGAGAACUUGAGAAAGGAAAAGUGAGCCCCAAGUACGAAUCUCCAAAGCUUUUGAAGGGUGAUUUCAGAGCCUGCUGCCUCUUUAGUCUGAGUUUCCACAACUAGAUACUACUACACCAGUGACCCUGGACAUUAACAAAACAAAUAAAAGUCCGAACCCAAACCCUGCCACCAUCAUAGGUCUGUAAUUACUUUGGAAUCAUUAAGCUAUGGCAUCAAAGAAAUUUGCUGUAAAAUGUGGGGAUUUUGCUGUCCUGGUGGAUCUUCAUGUAUUGCCACAACGUUCAAACAAAGAUAUCAUCUGGUUUUCUGAAAAGAACAAAGAGGAGGUCUGUUUACUGUUAAAAGAAACCAUUGAUUCAAGAGUUAAGGAGUACUUGGAAGUUCGUAAACAGCACAAGCCAUCAAAUACAGAAUUCACAAGAUCCAGUCCCUUGUCCUUAAAAGGUUAUGGCUUUCAAAUCACAGCCUAUUUCCUCAAGAGAGGUAUACGCCUUCGCUGCUUUGGGGGUUCACAGAAUCCUGAACUUCGUGUAUUCCCUGACAGAUUUGUGGUCUGUGUCAGUAAGCUUUCAUGCAGUCAUGAUCUCUCAAAGCAGAAUGAAGAAUUGACGGAAAGAGCUCUCCAUGGAGCCUCUGAUUAUUUUGCUGAGUGUGCAGAGAGCCCACUUCCUCCCAGUGCAAAGCUCAAGAGAAAUGCCCUGAAAGAAACUGUGAAAAGAGCUGAAACAAAAAGCAGCAUCGUGAACAAAUCACAGAGCAGCAGGGACACUGUGGGAACAAAUAGUGACUCAGUGAUUGCAGAGAUGGCAGUGAGAAGAGGAGGCAGUCAGGCUUCAUCCAGUGCCCCACCGGAGUCCACGGGACAAGCAAAGGAUUACAUAAAGGCAGCUGAGAGCCACUGGGGGCUUCCUGUUCAAAAGCUGGAAAAUGUUCAUCAGGCUCAGCCAGAAGACGCUAGCAGCCAGCGAAAACCUCAUCCUGGGGAGUGGUUAGAGACAGGGCUUCUAAGCGGGAGCCCUGUCUGGAGCUGUGAGUCAGCACCACCACGUCCAAAACAAAGUCCACGAGGGGCCAGAGCACAACAGAAACGCAGGAACUGUGGCUCUGUGGAAGACUUCGACCACCACAAGAGAGUUUCUUUUGGAAGUGAUCGAUUAGUCCUGAGAGAAAUAAUAGUGGAAAAAAGCAAAGCUGUCAGAAUUUUACCAACUUCAGAGCUGUCAGAUCCGGGGUUACUUUUGAAACAAGAUUUGGCGAAAACCAUGUCUAAUGAAGAGUUGCAUGUUUUGGAAAAUCUCUCCUCCAGACAUCUUAUGAAAAAUAAGCCAGGGCAGGCAAAGCAAACCGGCUCAGCCACAAACACUGCAAGAUUAGCUACAAUUCAUGGCAGUCCAACCAAGAAAAGGAAGAAAUACGAAAGAGGCCACUAACUUACUAAUAAAGAGGAUUGCAGAGUUGAG
Pteronotus mesoamericanus is the source of this 1604-nucleotide messenger RNA. It is a transcript of the gene SLX4IP, whose product is annotated as SLX4 interacting protein. Lineage: Eukaryota; Metazoa; Chordata; Mammalia; Chiroptera; Mormoopidae. The record is from RefSeq and is a predicted model, not a curated record. The transcript has 8 exons. The coding region runs from base 351 to 1574 and encodes 407 amino acids.